This is a messenger RNA of Cladocopium goreaui, 989 nucleotides long. The record is from the annotation of a GenBank genome assembly. Lineage: Eukaryota; Dinophyceae; Suessiales; Symbiodiniaceae.
CUCCCAUGUUCCAAGCAUGGCGCAUGACGUGCAAGAACUCGCGGAAGAGGACCUCGAGCUCGAGUCGGUCACCGUGUGUGGCCGCCGUUUUGGGAUCCACCGGCGGCGCAGCAAUGGCAUCCCUGCAGCGGAUGCCACGGGGCUGGUGCUCUGGGAGUGCGCCUUGCUGCUGGCGGAGUACCUGGGCUACGGCCUCUGGCGCGACACGAGCGACGCUCGGUCGACGACGAGUCUGACGUGGUGGCAGCUGCAUCCACCUGCGCCGGUGGUGCCAGCCAGGUUCUGGCGCUCACAGCCCGCGGUAUUGGAGCUCGGUGGGGGCUGUGGAUUGGUGACCCUGGCGCUCAGGUCACUGGGAGCCAGGGUGGUCUACACCGACGGCGAUGCUGCUGCGCUGCGCUUAGCGCAGCGGAACCUUCGCGCAGAGACGUCGGAGACGCAACAUCGGUGCCACUUUCGACGGUUGAGAUUUGGGGACCAAGCGGCUGCCAAGACGCUGCUGACGGAGCUGGGUCCUUUUGGCCACGUGGUGGGCAGCGACCUCGUCUACGGCGCUGAGAAAUCCAGGCGCUGCGCGCUGCUCGAUACGUUGCAGGCGCUGGCUGAAGCGCAGGAAAUGCUGGAGGUCAAGGGCUCCAGAACUGCGGCUCCCUUCUUGGUGACACUGGCCAUCAAAAACCGAUGCUGCGACGAGGUUGAACUUCUCGUCAAAGAAGCACUGGAACGAGAGAUUUGGACACUGCGCUGCGCUGAAAGCCGCAGCCUUCCGGAAAGCUUUCAACAAGAGGCGGAGGCCUUCUAUGGACCGCCUGGCCGGCCGUCCUACUGCGUGGUGCACUUGCGCUUUCAAAGGUUGGAGCCUCCAAGCAAGAAGAGGCGGACAUGACGGUGGCGGCACAUCCUCAUGGUCAGGUGACAAAAAAAAUCCGAGGCUCCCUGGAUUGCUGCAGAGGAAUCAGCAAUUUCCAGCACCCUGUGACAGUUUCAAA